This is a messenger RNA of Baudoinia panamericana UAMH 10762, 1789 nucleotides long. RefSeq lists its product as uncharacterized. Gene Ontology annotation, cellular component: cytosol. The transcript is spliced from 6 exons. Gene Ontology annotation, molecular function: tRNA-guanosine(34) queuine transglycosylase activity. NCBI's taxonomy places the organism in Eukaryota, Fungi, Ascomycota, Dothideomycetes, Mycosphaerellales, Teratosphaeriaceae. The record is from RefSeq and is a predicted model, not a curated record. The coding region runs from base 243 to 1496 and encodes 417 amino acids.
CUGGUUUCCAUCUUUACUGGAACAGCGCAUCUACCUUGUCGCACUCGCAAUAUAUGGAUAACAGCCGGUGGCUCAUAGUAAAAAACAUGAGCGAAGUUUGGAGUAGUAGGAAUGCAUGGGGGAAUUGGUAGCACAAAACCGUUCCAUCACGUGACGGCUCGGUUUCGUUGACGGGCAUUCUGUUUCUCCGUCUCACCGUGAAACGAUCACGACGCAGCUCGAGAACGUGGAUCAGUCCCGCAAUGUCGCGUGGUGCAGAUCAAAAUGAUAUGCUUCCACGGACGCAGCAUGCCUUGAAAUUCGAUCUGGUUGCGAAAUGCGCAACGACCAAAGCCCGCGCAGCUACGCUGCAUCUACCUCAUGGCCCAGUUCAGCUACCAAUGUUUAUGCCCGUGGCGACCCAGGCUUCCUUGAAAGGCUUGACGCCGAAGCAGCUGGAAGAGACAAGCUGCCGACUAUGCCUGAACAACACGUAUCAUCUAGGCCUAAAGCCUGGUCAGGCAACACUUGACACAAUCGGUGGCGCUCACAAGUUGCAGUCAUGGCCGCAUAACAUAUUGACAGACAGCGGAGGCUUCCAAAUGGUGUCGCUGCUGAAGCUUGCACAAGUCACCGAAGAGGGCGUACGCUUUCUAAGCCCUCAUGAUGGCACCCCGAUGCUGCUGACACCCGAACACUCCAUCUCGCUACAGAACUCGAUAGGCUCUGACAUUAUCAUGCAAUUGGACGACGUUAUUGCAACAACCUCUCCGGACCACGCUCGGAUCCUGGAGGCCAUGCAUCGAUCUGUUCGGUGGCUUGACCGCUGCAUUGCCGCUCACAAGAAACCAGAGUCACAGAACUUGUUCUGCAUCAUCCAAGGCGGCCUCGACCUGGAGCUACGUCGCGAAUGCACUCGGCAGAUGGUGGCUCGCGACACGCCCGGUAUCGCAAUCGGCGGCCUCAGCGGGGGUGAAGCCAAAGUGGAGUACUGCAAAGUUGUCAAGACAUGCACCGAUCUUCUUCCCGAUGGCAAGCCGCGGUAUGUCAUGGGCGUUGGCUACCCUGAAGACAUACUCGUAUCGGUCGCACUCGGAGCCGACAUGUUCGACUGCGUCUGGCCCACGCGAACUGCUCGUUUCGGAAACGCCAUUACCAAUGUAGGCGUCCUCAACCUGAAGAACGCAUCCUAUGCUUGCGACUUUCGUCCCGUGGACGAAGGCUGCAAAUGCAUGUGCUGUAGACCGACGUCUGAAGGUGGGCUCGGCAUCACUCGAGCCUACAUCCAUCAUACUGCGGCGAAGGAGACUGCAGGUGCGCAUCUGCUGAGCAUACACAAUGUUCACUACCUGCUCAUCCUCAUGCGACAAGUCAGAGACGCCAUCACUGAGCAGCGGUAUCCUGCAUUCCUGCGAGCUUACUUCUACAAGCUGUAUGCUGGCGAGAAGCACAAGUACCCGCAGUGGGCCGUUGACGCCUUAGCCGGGGUGAAUGUUGAUUUACUGGCGGAAAGCUGACAUGCAUAUUGCGUUCGAGCAAGAGACGAUUCACCAUUCACAACAGCUAUGCACCCGCUCUCCGACUGAAUGCAGCCUUGAACAGGUCUAGCGCGAACUCCUCGCACUCAUUACUGUCUCCAUCACCUCACACAGCGUAGACUAUCGUCACCUGUAUCGCACACUUUCUCAACAUUCGGAUCGCACUGGCCACUACCAGCUACCAUGCAUUGCAGGCCCCACGCCCAUUAACCCACCUCAACGCCCAGGCGCAAUUCCGGCUAUGAAGAGGCGAAUGGCUCUAUUGGCACCUG